AUGGCUUCACUCUUUCGCGACUUCUCCUUUGGCGCUCCCUCGCGCCUGCCCGACCACCACCACGCGGAAAGCGCAACCCUCAGCGUGUCACCUACAUCCACAUCGCCAGCACUAUUUCCCGCACGCCUGCCAACGCCCCCUCCGUCGAGCUGCGAUAUCAACGACCUGGCGCAGGCACUCACCAGGCAGACCUUGCGGCUUGUCGUCGACCCCAAAUUCACAGCCGGCAACGAGCCGCUUACGCCCCCAAGCGACGAUGACACCUUUGAGAAACACAUCCCGCUACGGCCCCAGCUCUCAGUCUCCACGGCACGAAUGAACUCUGCGACCCUCCGCAUGCAGCGCCAGGCCAACGUGCGCAUGCAGUCCUCGCUAGCACACAUCAAGGACAUCUCCUCGCUGGUUGAGAAGAUGAUCCAAGUCGACCAGUGCAACGUCUGCGAGCCCAAGUCCAAGCCGUUAGCACCAGCUGCGGUGGCCGACGACGAGGGUGUCAACAUGGACUACACGUCCACGGCUAAAGAGCAGAUGCGCCUCGUGCUGCCGUUUUACCGGGCCGGUGACCGCCUUGACGGCAGUACGAGGGUAUCUAAAAGACCACGUUUGCGGAGGUCGACCGGGUCCAUCUCGAGGCUCGCGAACAAGCACUCGCGGUGA
Messenger RNA from Paraphaeosphaeria sporulosa, 657 nucleotides. RefSeq lists its product as uncharacterized. The coding region runs from base 1 to 657 and encodes 218 amino acids. The record is from RefSeq and is a predicted model, not a curated record. The transcript has a single exon. Lineage: Eukaryota; Fungi; Ascomycota; Dothideomycetes; Pleosporales; Didymosphaeriaceae.